AAUCAUGGCGAUCAUCAGUGUAUACAUUGUUAGUAAAGCUGGUGGUCUCAUAUAUCAAUAUGACAAUCCAAAUUCUCCAAAAAUUGAAGUGGAAAAGACGUUUAGUUAUCCGUUGGAAAUUUCUUUGGAUUAUCAAAACAAGAAAGUGACAGUAGUAUUUGGACAGAGGGAUGGAAUAAGAGUUGGUCACACUGUUCUAGCAGUAAAUGGGAACCCAGUCAAUGGCCGGCAGUUGGAAGAUGGGCAAGACAUAUUUGAAAUUCUAAAAAAUGAGGAGAACUUUCCAAUCAGCAUUAAAUUUGGCCGACCAAAACUCAAUACAAAUGAAAAAAUAGUACUGGCUAGUAUGUUUCACUCACUAUUUGCUAUUGCUUCACAACUCUCACCAGAACACAAAUCUUCAGGGAUAGAAGUGCUUGAAGCAGACACUUUCAAGCUUUUUUGCUUUCAGACUGUUACUGGCAUUAAGUUUAUGGUUGUUGCUGAUCCCAAACAAGCAGGAAUAGAGGGACUACUGAGAAAAAUUUAUGAAAUUUAUUCUGAUUUUGCUUUAAAAAACCCAUUUUAUUCAUUAGAAAUGCCAAUUAGGUGUGAACUAUUUGAUACAAAUCUACAAGCUGCUUUGGAACAAGCAGAAAAAAGUGGUCUAAGUAAUGUGUAAUUAUCAAAAAUCCAGAUAAACAGAUUGACUUUUUUUUUUAUCACCAGUUAUGAUAAAUAUUUUGUAUAAUAGUAUUGACUGUACAGGUUUGCUCUUUUCGUGUUGAUUGUUUCCUGUAAUAUUAAAAUAAAAAUUGUAAAUGAGAAGAA
Messenger RNA from Limulus polyphemus (Atlantic horseshoe crab), 810 nucleotides. It is a transcript of the gene Trs23, whose product is annotated as trafficking protein particle complex subunit 4-like. NCBI's taxonomy places the organism in Eukaryota, Metazoa, Arthropoda, Merostomata, Xiphosura, Limulidae. Gene Ontology annotation, biological process: endoplasmic reticulum to Golgi vesicle-mediated transport. Bases 5 to 661 code for a protein of 218 amino acids. The record is from RefSeq and is a predicted model, not a curated record. The transcript is spliced from 5 exons. Gene Ontology annotation, cellular component: TRAPP complex.